This is a messenger RNA of Porites lobata, 504 nucleotides long. NCBI's taxonomy places the organism in Eukaryota, Metazoa, Cnidaria, Anthozoa, Scleractinia, Poritidae. The record is from the annotation of a GenBank genome assembly.
AUGCAACGAAGUCCCGCUGAAGGUUACCAACAAGCCUCGCUUUCCGAGCAAAAAGUAGACGGUGAAGACUUCAUCCAAACAGAUGUCUGCCCCAAAGCUGGAGACUUCAUCUUGGAUUUAGGCUGCGGUACAGGAGAACUGUCUGCAUACCUCGCAGAGUUGGUAGGACCCGAAGGAAAGAUUAUUGGUAUCGAUCCUGACAAGGAACGAAUUCAACUGGCCAAAGAGUCGCACAGUCAAAUCGAGAAUCUCUCGUUUGUAGAAGGGAGUGCCAUAAACUUCCCAGGAAUUGGUGCUGAAGUCUACGACAUCAUUUUCAGUAAUUACGCUCUUCAUUGGAUGACUAACAAGCAACAAGUCUUCAACAAGUUUGACAGUCUUAAGGUUGGAGGAAAAGUAGCCAUUGAAUACAUGUCCUAUCUGCCCUUGUUUGAUUACAACACUUACGUGCUACUAAAUCCCGAAAACGCAGAGCGCAUUUUUUGUUUGUUUCAUCUUGAGUGA